Molecule: messenger RNA, 3349 nt
Organism: Cynoglossus semilaevis (tongue sole)
Lineage: Eukaryota; Metazoa; Chordata; Actinopteri; Pleuronectiformes; Cynoglossidae
Product: cullin-3-like
Exons: 1
Coding region: 911-3196 (761 amino acids)
Biological process (GO): ubiquitin-dependent protein catabolic process
Molecular function (GO): ubiquitin protein ligase binding
Source: RefSeq, a predicted model, not a curated record
CAACAUUUGGAAAUGGUGAAAAUGAUUGAUGGGAUUUUUAUUUAUGUGGGAAAAGAAAGAAGUGAUUGUGGUCUUGACUGGUCAGGACUAUGAUUGCAUCACUGGAGUUGUAUUUACAUCAGCGCUGUACUGAUUCCGUUGAUGAAGCAGAAUUAACUGAAUGCACUUUGAGAAUUCAAACUGCAACAUACCUCAAAGGACCAAAUAGCCCUUGUAGCCUUAGGAAUGCAUAUAAAUCCAUCAAUAUUUUUUUCUAAAACUUUUUCACACCAUUUGGAACGUAAAUUGGGAUUUUUGUUGGUGUUGGAUGGUGCGUUUUUGUGAUUUUUUUUUAUUUCAUUAAUGUAACUUGACUCGGUAUUAAUUUUUAGCUCAUCAGGAAAAAAUGCAAUAUGACUUUGUGCACUGAUCUGUCUGCAUAAUAAACAUGUUAAAAAAUAGUAAUUCUAGAAAAAUAAAAUGUGUCUGGGGUCAGCAGAAGUUUGUGGUGCACCAAGCCAAAAAAGGUUGGGAAACACUGGCAUAUCCUUUUAUGUACAUGUUUCAAUGGCAAUUACUAGUUUAUCUUUACUUUAGUGCUUUAAUACUUUGGUGCUUAAUACAAUGGUCAUAGUUCAAACAUCAAAGGCACCUUACAUGAAAGGCCAUAUUCGUACUCUUUGUUUUCUUCCAUUAUUCAGUGUUGUUUCCAGCAGCAGGCUAUAUAUAUAUUUGCUACAACUAGAAUGAAUUCCCUUUUUUAAUGUAAUUUCAAAAUCGAAGAAGCUGUAUCUUAACAGGAGGCAGGAAGAAUCUGUUUAAUGGGUGAAAGAAAAAAUAGCCUUUGGAAGAACAUUCGGAAGGCACCACAUGCACCAACUGUCAGACAGGAAUAUACCGACUGUGUGAAGACAUUGUCAUAAAAGGAGUCAUGUUGCACUGCAAAGGCGGCACCCUUAAGCACAAGAGGUUGAAAAUAAAACGUCAAGUGAUGAUUGAAGAGAAGGAAUUGAACAAAAUAUUUGACAUUCUCAAAACCGGUAUCCAGGAAAUACAAAGGAAGAAUACCGGUGAGCUGAGCUUUGCAGAACUUUAUAGGAUUGUCUACACCAUGGUUUUGUACAAACAUGGGGAAAAGCUGUACGCGGGCUUGAAAGAGGCCAUCACUGAACACCUGACUAACAAGGUAAUGGAAGAUAUCCUUAACGCACUAAACACUAACUUUCUAAAAGUGUUAACGCUUGCCUGGGAUGACCACCAGACUGCCAUGGUUAUAAUCAGAAACAUCUUCAUGUACAUGGACCAAGUAUAUGUGCAACAAAACAGAUUGGACGACGUGCACAACCUCGGCCUCAUCAUAUUCAGGGAUCAAGUCUUCCUCCACAGCUGCAUUCGUGACCAGCUACGGCUGACGUUACUGGACAUGGUUGCCCAUGAGAGAAAGGGAAAUGUUGUAGAUAGGGCUGAUAUUAAAAAAGCCUGCCAGAUGCUAAUGACGCUGGGUAUGAACGACAGGUCGGUCUAUCAGAAGGAAUUUGAAGACCCGUUCAUAGAUAUGUCCAGAGAAUUCUACCAAUUGGAAAGCCAAAAUUUACUGUCUGAGAACAACGCCAGUGUCUACAUAAAGCAGGCGGACGCUAGGAUCAUCGAAGAGAUAGAGCGCGUGUUUCACUGCUUCGACAAGUCUACACGGGAACCACUGCUGGAGCUGUUAAAACAGGAGCUGAUUUUCAAACACAUGAAGCCUAUUGUAGAAAUGGAAGGUUCUGGCCUCGUCACGAUGCUUAAGGACGGCAAGACGGAAGACAUUGCGUGCAUGUACAAAUUGUUCAAACAUGCACCAAAUGGUCUCGAAACAAUGUGUGCAACAAUGAGUCUGUAUAUGAGGGAACUUGGCAAGGCUCUGGUGUGUGACGCCAAAGAGGGCAAGAGCCCAGUUGACUUCAUCCAGGACUUGCUUGACCUAAAGAUUCAGUUUGACCGUUUUCUGAACGAGUCAUUCAACAGUGACAGACUCUUUAGAAAAACCAUAAAUAGCAACUUUGAGUACUUUUUCAACCUCAAUUCCCAUUGCCCAGAGUACCUAUCACUUUUCAUCCACGAUAAGAUUAAGAAAAGGGCCAAAGGAUGGACAGAGAAGGAGGUAGACAGUGUUCUCGAGAAGGCAUUGAUAUUGUUGAUGUUCUUGCAGGACAAAGACGUGUUUGAACGGUACUACAGGAUGCAUUUGGCCCGCAGGCUGCUUAGCAGCAAGUACAUGUCCAACAGCUGUGAGAAGAAAAUGAUCUAUAGGCUUGAAAUCGAAUGUGAUUUUCACUUCAUCUGCAAACUAGAGGGAAUGUUAGAAGACAUGAACAUUACUAACGCAACCAUGGAAGAGUUCAGGCAGGAAGUACAGACCACUUCUCAUGCGGGCAUCGACCUCACAGUAAGACUUCUCACUACCGUUUACUGGCCAACACAUUCUGCGAACCCCAAAUGCAACAUUCCUCCUGUUCCUUGGCAGGCCUUUGAUGCCUUUAGACAGUUUUACCUCACUAAGCACUGUGAUAGAAAACUUACCCUACAAAAUCACAUGGGUUGGGCAGACCUCAAUGCAACAUUUUAUGAAACUCUUAAAAAGGAAGAUGGAUCGGACGUGGGUUCGACCCAAGGGGCAGGCUCCAAAACUCGGACGCACAUAUUGCAAGUUUCCACUUUGCAGAUGUCUAUCCUGAUGCUUUUCAAUUCAAGAGAAACGUACAGUUAUGUGGACAUCCAAGAGGAGACGGGAAUUCCAGAGAGAGAAUUAGUGCGGGCAUUGCAAUCGUUGGCCAGUGGAAAGCUGAGCCAAAGAGUUCUUACAAUGGAGUCAAAGUCGCAGGAGGUUGAAAACAACAGUGUGUUCACUGUCAAUGACCAGUUUUCUUCCAAACAGCACAGAGUGAAAAUACAGAGAGUUGAUAGUCAACAUGGCGAAUUGGAACAAGAAAGAAAGGAAACGAAGCAGCAAGUGGACGAUGACCGAAAGCAUAGGACCGAGGCAGCAAUUGUUCGAAUCAUGAAGUUCAAUAAGAGGAUGCAGCACGAUGUCCUGGUGACGGAGGUGACACAGCUUCUGCAGGCACAUUUUCUUCCUAGCCCUGUCAUGAUUGAGAAGCAGACGGAGGGACUGAUAGAAAGACAAUAUCUGGCAAGGGAACCAGAGGAUAACAAAGUGUACAUCUACAUUGCAUAGCAAAGACUGGGGAAUGACAAGGUGUGUUUGUUGGAUGGAGAAUACAAAAGAAACGCAAGACAUUUGUGCAGCAAUGUAAAAAAAGUACAUUGACCCACCCAUAUACAGUAUAUAUUCAUGGCUAAUAAAAGAGGAAGAUAUUUUCUACCGACA